Molecule: messenger RNA, 2094 nt
Organism: Triticum urartu
Lineage: Eukaryota; Viridiplantae; Streptophyta; Magnoliopsida; Poales; Poaceae
Source: RefSeq, a predicted model, not a curated record
AUGUCCCUCCCAACCUUCGGCCAGUGCCAACUGAAACUGUACUGUAGUGGCACGCACGCAAGCGCGCAAGAAAAGAAAACCAUGGGCAAUGGCAGCAGUUACUACAAUGGCAAUGGCAAUGGCAAUGGCAUGGCACCUGCUCCUCCUCCUCCUCCCUCCGUCUUCCGCCGUGAGCGUGAGUUGGCUGGCUGACAGUGAGCGCUGCGUGUCGUGCUGCGUUGUUGUCUGGUAGGGCUGCCCCCAUUGAUUUGAUCCCCCCGGACCUUUUGUCUCCUUCCUUUCCUUUCCCUUCCCUUCCCCCUCACCACUGCCGCUCGCCUACUACUACCACUUGUUCUCACUUCUUGGCCGCUGCUUCUGCUUGCUUCCUCGCUCCUCCCACCUCGUCCCUCCCCUCGCCUCCCUCCUCUGGCCGCUAGCUAGCUAGAUACUGCAGUGGUUGCUGCUUGGCUUUGGCUUUGGUUGCUUGCUGGUGCUCUCCCCACUCCAGCUUGCUCCCCUCUCCACACCCCCCUCGGCGGCUUCUGCGGUGAAGGUGCGAGCUCCGGGCAUGCCCCCCCGAGCUUGAUUGCGGUCGACGGGGGUGAAGGUGGAAGCUUGCUGCCGGAUCGAUUGGGGCGCUUGCUUUCCGGGCGGUGCCGCUUUCGGCAGUAAAGGCGGGGGGAUCUUGCGCCCACCUGCCGCCGGAUCGACAAAUCCCCCGCGGCAGCAAUCCGUGUGGCUGCGGGCAGGAGGGUGCCGCGCGCCGCCGCUCCCCCUGUCCGGCAUUGCGGGGAGCUCCGCCGAGCUCUGAGCGGGGGCCGCACGCACGCAAGGUGUUUGGUGAAAAGCGCGGCGCGGGCGAGCCAUGAGGGACUUCCCGUCCUGCUUCGGGGAGAGCGGCGUCCAGAUCGCGGACGCCGCGUCCUCCUCCAGCAGCGCCGGCAAGGGCGCGGCGCAGAACCUGGUCACCUGCCUCUACCAGACGCAGCUCGCCGGCCGGCCCUGCGUCGUCUCCGUCACCUGGAGCAAGAGCCUCAUGGGGCAGGGCCUCAGCGUCGCCGUCGACGGCCUCUCCGGCCAGAGCCUCUGCAAGGCGGACAUCAAGCCCUGGCUCUUCUCCAAGAAGAAGGGCUCCAAGAGCCUCGACGUCGACGGCGGCAAGGUCGACAUCUUCUGGGACCUCUCCGCCGCCAGGUUCGGCGCCGGGCCGGAGCCGCUGGAGAGCUUCUACGUUGCGCUGGUCUCCGACCUCGAGCUCGCGCUCCUGCUCGGCGACAUGAAGAAGGACGCCUACCGCAAGACCGGCGCCAACCGGCCGGCGCUCAACGCCGCCUUCGUCGCCAGGAAGGAGCACAUCUACGGCAAGAAGAUUUACUCCGCCAAGGCGCAGUUCUGCGACAAUGGCCAGUUCCACGACCUGGUGAUAGAGUGCGACACCGUCGGCCUCAAGGACCCGUGCCUUGAGAUACGCAUCGACAAGAAGCCGGUGAUGCAGGUGAAGAGGCUGGCAUGGAAGUUCAGGGGAAACCAGACGAUCCUCGUCGACGGCCUGCCGGUGGAGGUGUUCUGGGACGUCCACAGCUGGCUCUUCGGGCCGACGACGGCGAGCAACGCGGUGUUCAUGUUCCAGACAUGCCAGGCGCCCGAGAAGUCGAUGCCGUGGUCGUACUCGCAGAUUUUUAGGGAGUCCCAGCUGCAGGGCCUCGGCUUCUCGCUCAUCCUACAUGCAUGGAAGAUUGAGUAGGUGCUUGCAGAUCAUAAGUUGCUUCUGCGGCCGCCUCCUUUCCAGUGCUAACAAGAUGUUCCAUUCAGUGUCUGUCUGUUUUUCCGAGUGCUAUGGGAAACUCCAAUAUAUGUUCUUUCAAUUUAUUUUAUUCCUUUUCGGUUUCGCCAUCUUCAUAAACGAUGUGUUCGAAUUGUCUGGCAAGUUCCAGUGAUAUUCCAGUCUGUUUUUGUCAUCUCUUCCCCUCCCCUGUGUUUUGUUCCUUAAGUGAGAUCGGUUCCAAUGCUCCAAGUAGUUGAACUAUGGCAAUGUUCUAAGAAAGAAUGCUGUCAUGUGUGUAUACUGAAAGUUCAGAUUUAUAAUUUUUGUGUAUGGUAACAGUAUUGUCU